Messenger RNA from Rotaria sp. Silwood2, 789 nucleotides. NCBI's taxonomy places the organism in Eukaryota, Metazoa, Rotifera, Eurotatoria, Philodinida, Philodinidae. The record is from the annotation of a GenBank genome assembly.
AUGUCUAAAUAUCGACGUGAAACAAGUCAUAUGGAAAUCGAGCAAAAGUUCGAUUUUGAAUUCGAAUGUAAUGAGCACGAACGUAUUGAACUAGGUCGUGGAGCUUACGGCAUAGUCUAUCUAGCAAAAGAUUUAUAUACGAUGAAGAAAUUUGCUAUUAAAGAAGUACGAAUAGGUAAAGCAGACGAUAUCAAUGCAAUACAGACUGAAAUCAAGAAUAUAUCGACACUCAAUCAUAAGAAUAUUGUGAAAUAUGAAGGAACCGCUUAUAUUCGUGAUAGAAAACCGGCGGUAUUUCAGAUCAUCAUGGAAUAUGUUGAAGGCGGAAGUCUUUCACAAUUAAUUCGCAAGAAAUUUGUUCAAUUCAAUGAGUUAUGGAUCAAAAACUAUACGAAACAAAUUCUUGAAGGAAUACAAUAUUUACAUGAAAAUCAUAUUAUCCAUCGAGAUAUCAAACCGGAUAAUAUUCUUGUUAAUUCAAAUGGAGAGGUUAAAAUUACUGAUUUUGGUACAUCGAUACAUCUUGUUGGUUUACGUCGUGGUUCAAAUACCAUCGGUACACCUCAAUAUAUAAGUCCUGAUAUGGUGAAUAUUUCUCCUACGGGUUACGGACCAGAAGUAGAUAUUUGGAGCAUUGGAUGUACAGUACUUGAGAUGGUUACUGGAGAGAAACCAUAUCAUGAGAUUACUAAUCCAUUUGCCAUAUUGUACAAAAUUGGUAUCGAAAAACAACCACCUCAUAUUCCUGAAACAUUGUCUGAAAAUAUCAAAAGCUUUUUGAACAAGUAA